Messenger RNA from Alternaria alternata, 704 nucleotides. RefSeq lists its product as hypothetical. The record is from RefSeq and is a predicted model, not a curated record. NCBI's taxonomy places the organism in Eukaryota, Fungi, Ascomycota, Dothideomycetes, Pleosporales, Pleosporaceae. The transcript has 2 exons. Bases 1 to 519 code for a protein of 172 amino acids.
AUGGACGCGCGAACGGUCCUCGACAUUGCCACGCGUGUCUCAGUGGCAUUGGCACGCGUAAUCUGGUUUCCCAUCAGUAAAGCCAUCAAUCUAGUCAUCAUACUAUUGCUGCCAUUCUACAACGUCAUCACUUUCUUCCUACUGCCAUUCAUCCAUCUUGGACAGGCAAUCAUCAGAGUGCUGUCCAUACCAUUCAGCGUCAAGUGGUUGGAGAGAAUAGAGACACUAUACGUCUACCUCGGAACAGCCAGCCUUAUAGGAUGCAUCACCGGCACCGUCCUCUUUGUUAUCUUUAGGUUUCUUUCAUCAACUCUCAAGAUCGAUACACCCGUUGUUCCUAGGGAGCCUGAAAAGGGAAGAACAGCCGCGGAGUACAGAGCUGCGCGACGUGUGAAGAAGGAGGAUUCCAUCGACCAUUCACCGAGUGCAACCCCUGUAGUGUUGAAAAAGGUGGCCGGGCCUCGCAGGCGAGGUCUACUCUCUCAAGCCAUUAUCGAAGAGGAGGAUUCAGACUUUUGAACGCGGUCAACGCGGAUCAACGGCGUUGUUAGACAUGUUCAUAUCAGACACCAGAGUAGAAUGUCCAGAAUCUCUCCAAUGCGAUUCUGUUUGUGAACUGGGUCCGCAAUGUGAUGGUGUUGCCGUUUGACUCAGGCCGAAUUCGAACUUGUUUGUGGUUUUUGUGCCACCAUCAUCCUUUGCAU